Molecule: messenger RNA, 1494 nt
Organism: Rhodotorula toruloides NP11
Lineage: Eukaryota; Fungi; Basidiomycota; Microbotryomycetes; Sporidiobolales; Sporidiobolaceae
Product: S-adenosylmethionine decarboxylase
Exons: 3
Coding region: 1-1494 (497 amino acids)
Biological process (GO): spermine biosynthetic process; spermidine biosynthetic process
Cellular component (GO): cytosol
Molecular function (GO): adenosylmethionine decarboxylase activity
Source: RefSeq, a predicted model, not a curated record
AUGGCUGCAGUGCACCAGAACGCGACGGUGACCGUUGUCGACGACUCUUCGCCCGGUCCUUUCGAAGGACCGGAGAAGUUGUUGGAGAUUUGGUUCGCACCCUCGGAAGAGGACGUCCUCCGGCGCAACCUCCCCCUCAAAGGCGGUCGCGCAGCAGCCGCUUCUUCCUCCUCUUCGGCAGCCGCAGCGCACAGGGACCGAUGGGUUGGCCUGAGGCAGGUCGAGAAGAGCGUGUGGGACGGGAUGCUCGAUGAGGUUUGCUGCAAGGUGUUGAGUGUGAUCGAGGGCGAGGAGGUGGAUGCUUAUUUGCUCAGCGAAUCAUCCAUGUUCGUCUGGCCGCACAAGAUCAUCCUCAAGACGUGCGGGACGACAACGCUCCUCCUCGGAAUUCCCACCCUUCUGCGCAUCGCAUCCGAGACGUGCGGCUUCCAAGGUGUCUGGCGCUGCUUCUACUCGCGCAAGACGUUCAUGUUCCCGGAGCGUCAGAAGGGCCCACACAAGGACUGGUCGGCCGAGAUGAGUUUCCUCGACAAGUUGUUCGAGAAUAGCUCGGCCUACACCGUCGGUCGCAUGAACGGCGACCACUGGUUGUUGUACGUCACGCCGCCGCGUGACGAUGUCCUCCUCCCCCACGCGAUGGAGUCGUCCGCCGCUCUCGCACCCGCAAACCCUCACACCGACCUCUCGACCCUCUCCGCCUCGCUCUCGACAACCCCUUCUGCGUUCCCGACUCCCCGGCGGCAGCACUCGUCGACUGCUAUCGUUCCAUCCUCCUCCUCGGACCCGCGCGUCCCCUCUCGCCCCGACCAAACCCUCGAGAUUCUCAUGACCGGCUUGUCCCCUCGCGCCUGCCAGAAAUUCUACCACCCCUCGUCGACUCCCUCCGCCCCGAUCCCCUACACCUCCCCUCUCUACCCAACCGACCCACUCGUAAUCGACGGCGACGCGCACCACCUCGGCUCGAAACUCUCGGACGACUUGGGCCUCACGGCCCUCCUCCCCGGCGCGACGAUCGACUCGUUCCUCUUUGCGCCGUGCGGGUUCUCUCAGAACGCGGUGCGAGGGGACAGGUAUGCGACGGUGCAUGUCACGCCGGAAGAAGCGUACUCGUACGCUUCGUUCGAGUGCAACUUUGAUUUCGGCGGACUCGCGGCGUCUGUCGAUGCGAAGGACCAAGAUGAGGGCGUCGCCGGGCUCGACACGAUCGAAGGCGUGAGGCGCACGACAGAGUCGUUGCAGGAACUUGUCGAGCGCGUGCUCGAGAUCUUCGAACCGGCCAAGAUGACCAUCACCUUGUUCGUUUCGGACGAGGACGACGACGCGGACUCGAUCAACGAGGGAGGGUCGGACAAGCGGGCUCGUACGCAUGAGGGGAUGAAGCAGCUUCUCAGCCCCGAGUUGGCGGAGAAAUACGAGCGCGUCGACAGGAUCCUUUACGUCCUCGAGGGCUACUCGCUCGUCUACCAGGUCUUCCAGACUAGGCAGCAGCGAUGA